Cooperia oncophora is the source of this 309-nucleotide messenger RNA. The record is from the annotation of a GenBank genome assembly. Lineage: Eukaryota; Metazoa; Nematoda; Chromadorea; Rhabditida; Trichostrongylidae.
AUGGCCGCGGCUUUACCUUUGGCGGCAUUCAAGCCCCCAUCUCGUCUUCGAGCUCAAUCUUUCGGAUACUGCUUUGCGAAAACCGACUCACUGAGAGGAACUCAAAGUUGCUCCCCCGCUCUCCUAAUCGACAGGCUACCAUCGAAAUGCGCCACGACGCAAACCGGUGAACUGCUCAACUACUAUUCCAUGGUGAACACACAUCGAGCAGGAGUCAGAAUAUGGCCAACGAUGUACGUGAAUGGGGUGUUCUUCGAUCGAAGCUACCCCGUCGACCAGAAGCUUUGUGAGCAGACGGCUUGGUGCUGA